CCUCUGGUGUCGUCACCGGUCACUCAGCCCCAGCGGAUGCGCCGAACCUCGUCAGUCCAACUCUCGCCCAGCUCAGAGGAGGACCUGGUCCGUGGAGAGCCCACCCCCUCUGAAGAUGUGAGGCUCGGCUAGUUCGCUCCCGUCUCUCGGUCCGGUCCCGGACGUGUAUGCACUUUGUAGCCUCAGUUUUUUUGCUUUAUUUUGUGAGAAAUGGCGACUCGGUACACAUCCGGGCCACAAUGCCCAGACUCCAUUAUUGUCUGAGGCUGGAGGAUCCACGAACCUGCUGCCUGCCUCCGAUAAUCUCACAUUCUCAGCUCCUGCAGUGAAGGACAGAACCGAGAGGACAUGUCCAACCAAGGGGUUCGGCGGAACGGCCCGGUAAAGCUGCGACUAACAGUCCUCUGUGCCAAGAACCUGGUGAAGAAAGACUUCUUCCGACUUCCCGAUCCAUUUGCCAAAGUGGUGGUGGACGGUUCUGGUCAGUGCCACUCCACAGACACCGUGAGGAACACGCUUGACCCGAAGUGGAACCAACACUACGACCUCUACAUCGGGAAGUCUGACUCGAUCACCAUCAGCGUUUGGAACCACAAGAAGAUCCACAAGAAGCAGGGCGCUGGCUUCCUGGGCUGCGUGCGUCUGCUGUCCAACACUAUCAACCGCCUUAAGGACACCGGCUACCAGAGACUGGACCUGAACAAGCUGAGUCCAAACGACAGCGACACCGUCAGAGGCCAGAUCGUUGUGAGCCUUCAGUCCAGAGACCGGAUUGGCACUGGUGGCCCGGUGGUAGACUGCAGCCGCCUGUUUGACAAUGACCUUCCGGACGGGUGGGAGGAGAGGAGGACCACAUCUGGGCGCAUCCAGUACCUGAACCACAUCACCCGCACUACUCAGUGGGAGAGACCCACCAGGUGCGUCCGGACACCGGCGGUUCUUUCCCAGAGUCAUGACGCGGUCGUGAUCUCAAGUCUUGGCUGUAACAGACCCGCGUCGGAGUUCUCAAGCCCAGGCCGGCCUCCUAGCUGCAUCGUCGACGAGAACACCCCCGUCAGCACCAAUGGCGCCACUCCUACCACGGCGUUACCCCCAAGCGACGGCGACCAGCGUGCCCAGGAGCGGCGAGUCCGUUCUCAGAGGCACCGCAACUAUAUGAGCAGAACCCACCUACACACACCGCCGGACCUGCCUGAAGGAUAUGAACAGAGGACCACACAGCAGGGACAGGUCUACUUCCUCCACACACAGACGGGUGUCAGCACGUGGCACGACCCCCGGGUACCCAGAGAUCUUAGUAAUGUGAACUGUGAAGAACUCGGACCUCUUCCUCCGGGAUGGGAGAUCCGGAACACUGCCACCGGGAGAGUUUACUUUGUGGACCACAACAACCGGACCACGCAGUUCACUGACCCGCGUCUGUCGGCAAACCUGCACCUUGUUCUGAAUCCAAGUCCCAAUGAGUCCCGGGGAGCCAACGAGAGCCAGAAUGUGGGCCGUCAAAACCAGCUGAAGGAGCAGGUCCAGCAGACUCUGGUGUCACCGGGUCAGCUGCCUGAAGACGCCGAAUGCCUCACAGUGCCCAAGUACAAGAGAGACCUGGUGCAGAAGCUGAAGAUCCUGCGACAGGAGCUGUCCCAGCAGCAGCCUCAGGCCGGCCACUGCCGCAUCGAAGUGUCGCGGGAGGAGAUCUUCGAGGAAUCGUACCGGCAGGUGAUGAAGAUGAGACCCAAGGACUUGUGGAAGAGGUUGAUGGUGAAGUUUAGAGGAGAGGAGGGGCUGGACUAUGGAGGCGUGGCCAGGGAGUGGCUCUACCUGCUCUCACACGAGAUGCUGAACCCGUACUACGGACUGUUCCAGUACUCCCGCGAUGACAUCUACACGCUGCAGAUCAACCCGGACUCUGCUGUCAACCCAGAGCACUUGUCCUACUUCCACUUUGUGGGUCGGAUCAUGGGCAUGGCCGUGUUCCACGGGCACUACAUCGACGGAGGCUUCACGCUGCCCUUCUACAAGCAGCUGCUGGGGAAGCCCAUCACCCUGGAUGACAUGGAGUCUGUGGACCCGGACCUGCACAACAGCCUGGUCUGGAUCCUGGACAACGACAUCACCGGCGUUCUGGAUCACACCUUCUGUGUGGAGCACAACGCCUACGGAGAAAUCAUCCAGCACGAGCUGAAGCCAAGUGGCAAGAGCCUUCCUGUGACCCAGGACACCAAGAAGGAAUAUGUGCGCCUCUAUGUCAACUGGAGGUUCCUGCGCGGGAUCGAGGCCCAGUUCCUGGCCCUGCAGAAGGGCUUCAACGAGGUCAUCCCCCAACACCUGCUCAAGGCCUUCGACGAGAAGGAGCUGGAGCUGAUCGUGUGUGGGCUGGGUAAGAUCGACAUCAACGACUGGAAGUCCAACACGCGACUCAAGCACUGCACGCCGGACAGCAACAUCGUCAAGUGGUUCUGGAAGGCUGUGGAGUCCUUCGACGAGGAGCGCCGGGCAAGGCUGCUGCAGUUCGUCACCGGCUCCUCCAGAGUUCCUCUGCAGGGCUUCAAGGCUUUACAAGGAGCUGCGGGCCCACGGCUCUUCACUAUUCACCAGAUCGACGCCAAUACCAACAACCUGCCCAAAGCUCACACCUGCUUCAACCGGAUCGACAUUCCUCCGUACGAGCUCUACGACAAGCUCUACGACAAGCUGCUGACCGCCAUCGAGGAGACGUGUGGCUUCGCCGUGGAGUGACCACCAGGUUUCCUCCCAUCAGCUCACCACCUAGGCCAGAGGCACCCAGAACCUUCAUGUCGAGGGAGUAGGACCAGAGAACUAAACCCAAAUUCUGAGGGUCAUUUUUUUUUACCUUGUCUUUUGUAUCAGAAAUCAGCUGCUAAAGACUUUUUCUGAACUGGUCCCAACUCUGGGCCUGAAUUUUGGACCAGAUCUUCCUCUGGGACUGGCUGUCAAUCUGGACCCCUGAGGAGACCACUGGUCACGCUGUGACCUCUGAACCCCCAACCCUGUUCAGACAUCGAGUCAUGUGACCAAAACAUGUUUUCUCAAGUGUGGAGUUUUUAUUAUUUUUAUUUAUUUCACUUUUUAAAACUUUUUCUGACCCCAAGCUUUUCUUUUUUUAACUUGAGAUUUUUGAACAAUUGAAAAAUGUAGUUUUCGUCAAUGUAGCCAUGAAGACUCAGACCCCCGUGUGAGGUUGUGAGCUGCAUGCAUGUAGCACCACCAGCCUCUGGUCAGCAACAGAAACCUUCGGCUGAAUUACUGUCGUCGUCGCUGGAGGAGAACGUUUUGGUCACAUGACUCUGCCUCUGAUGGUUCGUGUCUGCAAAGACUAAAAAGACUUGAGAAGUUAUUUUUAUACGACCAAGACGUCAGAUCUUUAUAAUAUAUAAUUUAUUUAGCUGCAUCCUGACGACUGGCGCUGCUGAACACAAUCACGGAUCUGUCCGGGUUCGGACCCGUGGACUGAUGAAGCUGUCGUCGUGCCAAAACAGCUUUUCACCUUUCUGAAGUCGAGUCGACCCUUUAAACGUCUGACCAGUCACGUGGCCCGCUGGCUGUUCCUCUGCUCACAGACUUGUCCAUCCUAAGAGCAGGUUCGACCUGUGGACCACACGAGUCACUUCAGUCCAGUCAUCCAGUCAGUGUUUGACUUCCACAAGUGGGAUGUUCUUCUCCUCUCAUCUGGACUCGUGUACCCUAAUCAAAGGAGGUUUAUUUAUAAGAAAAUAAAAAGUGAACGUUGUUGGAUUCAAACUUGAUCGUUUGGAAGUUGACAUUUUGUUGUUCGAAGUCAUUUGCAAGUUCAACUUCUGAGAUAAAUAACAUAAAUUCUAAGAUAAAAGUCUUCAUUUUGACAUUGAAAUGUCAAUGUUUUCACCUAUAAAAUGACAAGUUAGAGGCCCGCGAGAGUAAUGCAAAAAUGAUGUCAGGAAAAAAAGUGUUCAGUUGCAGAGGAGACCCCUGGUUCUGUCCGAGCCUUGUUGUCAUUAUACUCCAUUGUCAUCUCCGUCAGCCGUCGACUGUGUUUCCCGUCUCUCAUCUUUUGUUUGAGGGGUUCUUGAAUGUUUGGAACAAAUGCUGCCUGAUGAGCAACAACCUGGACCAGCGGAUUGUUCCGGCACUGACGGGUCUUUCCGCGCCUCUGUGUGGGGGUUUGGGUUCUUUUUGUGGAUCACAGAAACUGUAAUUUAUCUUAACUUAAAAGAAGAAAGAGAAUCGCACACCCCACACGACUGGCUCCGAGCCGCAGAGCGGGAUCGUCUCUCUCACGUCCCUGACUUAUGCAAUUUGUCCUAUGAUAACACUCAUUUUGUAAGAGUAUUUUAUUUUUGUGUGUAAUUAGUUCGAAUUAAACUGCCUUUGUCUAACGCUGGAGCACAGCAGACUCUUCUUCUUCACACGUUUCAGGACUUCGGGAGGUGUGAUGGUCAAGACGUUUACAUUCCAAUGGCUCUUUGGGGUCACGGUUGGGGGUCGGAGGCUGAGCGGGGGAUUGUUGUUUAGCAUGUGUAUAGGGAGUUGAUAAAGGGUUUUGUUGGAAACAGCUCAAGAGUCAAUAUGGAAAUUGAAACUUUGAUUUCUCUAACUGCAUUUAUUUACAAUUUUUUCUGCUCACAUGGACAUUAGCUUUGAUUGAAUCGGCGGACUUUCUCAGUCUUUGUUUCCCCUAUUUCAUGAAGUACAUUGUUCAUAUUGCUGAAUAAAUAUAUUUAUUUAUCGCAUUUCUUAACCAUCUUCUAUCAUACGCUAAAGGCUGAUAAUAUUUGCAAUAAAAUCCAGAGUGAUUGUCAAGUGUUGUUCAUGUCCUCUGAACUGGAGGCUUCCACCAUGUUGUUGGCUGUAAACUUUCAUAAGCAAUAAAAGUGAAACAAGAGGCCUUCCCCAAACGUGACUCUGACGUCACCUGGUUGAAAACAAAUGUUUGUGUUUAAAGUUUUUAAGGAGCCGAAAUCUUAAGGUGUUGUUGAUUUGAUUAAUUUCAAUCGAUAGUUUUGU
Molecule: messenger RNA, 4998 nt
Organism: Synchiropus splendidus (mandarinfish)
Lineage: Eukaryota; Metazoa; Chordata; Actinopteri; Syngnathiformes; Callionymidae
Product: E3 ubiquitin-protein ligase SMURF2
Exons: 18
Coding region: 349-2733 (794 amino acids)
Biological process (GO): ubiquitin-dependent protein catabolic process; negative regulation of BMP signaling pathway
Molecular function (GO): protein binding; ubiquitin protein ligase activity
Source: RefSeq, a predicted model, not a curated record